AUGCUGAAUACUCCUUUCGCUAUCCAGCUGCUAAAUUUGGAGUCAUCAUCAUUCAAUUAUGGAGACAUCUGCAAGGAAUUUGAAGUGAAAAAAUUAACUUUUGACGAAUCACUUCAGCUUUUUAACUUGUAUGCCUUCGGAAAGAGUUGUUCGAUUGAGAUCAAUUCAAUGGAGUACUCAAGGAAAGUAGUGAAACAUUGUGGUGGGUUUCCAUUAGAUCUUAAAGUUUUGGGUUCUUCACUAUCAGGAAAAAGUAAGAAUGUUUGGAAAAAUGCAUUGGAGAAAUUGGAAGCAAUCCCUGAUAGCAAAAGUCAAAAGAUUCUAAGAAUAAGCUGUGAUUCCAUGGAAGAUGAUUAUGAUAAAAAUUUAUUCCUUGACAUAGCUUGUUUCUUCAAUGGAAGGAUAAAGAUUACACAACUACAAUUCUAG
Messenger RNA from Durio zibethinus, 429 nucleotides. Lineage: Eukaryota; Viridiplantae; Streptophyta; Magnoliopsida; Malvales; Malvaceae. The record is from RefSeq and is a predicted model, not a curated record.